AUGGAGAGUCAACUAGACCUCUAUGGUCCUGAAUUACUGAAUAGCAUAAAUUGCUCUGGUUUGCCUCCACAUAAAUUAAUACUCAAGGUUGGUGUUCCGGUGAUGUUACUGAGGAAUAUUGACCAAUCCAGUGGUAUUUGUAAUAGUACAAUGCUACAAGUUAGGAAACUUGGAAAUCAUGUCAUAGAAUGUGAAGUCUUAACGGGUAACAAUAUUGGUCAUAUUGCUUUGAUUCCAAGAAUGAAUAUGGUACCAACAAAUGAAACCAUCACAGUUAGAUUCCAACGAAGACAAUUUUCCAAAAUAGUAUCGUUUGCCAUGACAAUUAAUAAGUCUCAAGAACAAACUUUAUCUCAUGUUGGAUUGUAUUUGUCCAAAUCAGUUUUUACACAUGGCCAACUAUAUGUGGCACUUUCAAGAGUUAAGAUCUUGGCCCUCCAGCCUCCACACUCCACCCAUUUGGUGGCUGCUCGAAUUGCUACAAGAGAUGACAUCUAG
Arachis ipaensis is the source of this 498-nucleotide messenger RNA. Lineage: Eukaryota; Viridiplantae; Streptophyta; Magnoliopsida; Fabales; Fabaceae. The record is from RefSeq and is a predicted model, not a curated record.